GACCGCUUCCUUUGCCUGAUUGCGGUUUGCCUUUGGAACUUCUACGCUGCAAUUUGUAUCAUGGACCAUUCGGAGCUUUUGAUGGGGGCACAAGAUGCCAAUGAACUUGGCGGGCGCUGGCGACUUCAUUUGAUCGCUUGGCAACACUUGACGCACAUGGCGGAAGUGAGCGGGUGGAAACUAUUUAAAAUCAGGCCUAAACACCACAUGCUCGACCACCUUGCAAAGCAAGUUGCCCGUACACAGCUCAACCCUCGGAGGGUGAUGGGGUGUUUCUCGGAUGAGAGUUUUCUGGGGUACUUGAAAAGGAUAGGCAUCAAGUGCCAUGUGAUGAACAUGAUGGAACGGUUGUGCCAGAGGUACACCUUGUUCCUCAGUUUGCGGUGGCACGAGACUGCCCUCAAUGCUGGGGACCGCUAA
Molecule: messenger RNA, 420 nt
Organism: Durusdinium trenchii
Lineage: Eukaryota; Dinophyceae; Suessiales; Symbiodiniaceae
Source: the annotation of a GenBank genome assembly